ACAUAUAUCAUAUAUUCCAAUCAAUCUCUCCCGAAUGGCGCUCCUCAACCCUCUCUACGCCUGCGUCGUGCCCUUGCUCCUCAUCACCACCAUCCCGCUCGCCAUCUUCGCCGGCAUCACCACCACCUUUGCCUUCUCCAUCCUCAUCUUCCGCGUCUUCGUCGUCUACCUCGACAUCGCCCUGUCUCUCGUAUCGCAGUCCCUGGCCCACCUCGCCGAGAGCAGCAGCGGCCUCAUCACCAGCAGCAAAAGGUCCCAUCUCCGGCCGCCACGGACGCCAUCGUCGUCGUCGUCCAUCAACAGCCGCGCCAACAGCGUCAGCCCGUCGGCCUCGUCCACGCUGCUCAAGAGGCACCGCCGCCGCCGGCCCAGCUCGUCCGUCUACUCCGGCACCGCCACGCCCGCCAGCGACAUUGGCCUCGGCCUCAUCCCCAGCGUCGGCGCCGAGCGGGACUUUGAGGGCGUUGGCGGCUGGCGCCUCGGCGACGACGACGACAACGACGCUGCCUGGACCACCAUCAACUCGCGCUCCGAGCUGCUGCACGACCGCUCGCACGACCGGCAUCACCGGCGCACCGCGUCCGGCGGCCCGACCAGCACGGCGGCCGAGAGCGGGAGCGGCUUCCUCAUGAUGAAGGGCCGCACCCGGAGCCCCGACAAGAUGCUCCUGACGACGCCGUCUCCAAACAGCUCCAGGGUGCGGGCACCGUCGGCAGCGCCGCGUCUUGGGUCGGGCGCAAACAACCACAGCGAUGGGUAUUUCCCUUUGAUGACAUACUCGAAAGCAGUCAAGAGAAACCUUUCUUGACGUUGUUUUCGGUGCUGUGAGGAGAAAACAGGCGUGCGAGUUAUCCAUCUUGGUGAUGAUAAUGAUGAAUAUGAGUCGUGGAAUGGUUGAGGACCUGAAAACUUGCCAGAUUGUGGAUGGCUUUCAUGCCAUCUAGCUCUUCUUUCCUUUUUUUGUGUCCUUGAUGGAACAGUUUGGAUUGAUGAUGAUUUUGUACUCGGAUCGAGUACCAUGGCGCAACGACACGGAGGGGGAUACUGGACUUGGCGUUUUAUAAGCAAAAGGAUCAUGAGCCUGCAGUUUGCAAAUUUGUACAUUUAUACUGUGAUUUUUGCCUCUUUUACUUCUCUCCCUUAUAGCAAUUUGCUCAAUCAAGAUGGACAUUGGUAUACUCCAUUUGAUAUACACUUGAUUAUUUUCAAGUCCCAAGCGUAGCCAUCGUUUCCAACAAAUGCCUCCAACUGCCCUCAAACGCCGCAUGCUCAAAAACACAAACCAAUUUCCAACUCCCUCGUAGUGGUAUCUUCCCAAACCCAAAAAUUCCAACCAAAAGCAAGCAGCCAAUAAAACCCCCCAAAAACUCAUAUCCCAUCCAUUCAUCAGAUUGCCUGCCAAAAGUAAUUCGCGUAAAAGUACCGCGAAAACUUCUUGUCCAUAUUCACCACAUGCACAUCCCCCUUCCUAUCAUUCCGAAUCACCGCCCGCGCCCACUCGCCAUCCUUUUCAUCCCUCUCAAUCUCAAUCCCCAAGCUGCGAUACACUUUAAGUCGUAGCAGCACCUCGUCGUCCACAGGAUCUCGCCUCCGGCUCUCCUCGGACCCCUCCACGCCCUGCAGCUCCAGCUCCUGCAGCCGCGCCGCCAAAUCGGCCGCCUG
Messenger RNA from Trichoderma atroviride IMI 206040, 1662 nucleotides. RefSeq lists its product as uncharacterized. The record is from RefSeq and is a predicted model, not a curated record. NCBI's taxonomy places the organism in Eukaryota, Fungi, Ascomycota, Sordariomycetes, Hypocreales, Hypocreaceae.